This is a messenger RNA of Hylaeus anthracinus, 2026 nucleotides long. RefSeq names its product cyclin-dependent kinase 9 (gene Cdk9). Gene Ontology annotation, molecular function: cyclin-dependent protein serine/threonine kinase activity; ATP binding. Lineage: Eukaryota; Metazoa; Arthropoda; Insecta; Hymenoptera; Colletidae. The transcript has 7 exons. Gene Ontology annotation, biological process: protein phosphorylation. The record is from RefSeq and is a predicted model, not a curated record. Bases 135 to 1283 code for a protein of 382 amino acids. Gene Ontology annotation, cellular component: nucleus.
GAUCGUGAUCAAUUUUUUGUUUUGAGGUUAUGUGCAAGAAUGUUUCCGUCAAACUCUUUCGUGAAAUGAACGUCAUGAGUUCUAGCCUACGAUGCUAUAUUGCGGGAAUUGUGUUUACCUGAUGAAUAUCGAAGAUGAACACAAAAGAAAAGGAGAAGUAUAUCGAGGACUUCGAUUUUCCUCAUUGCGACGAAUCCUCGAAAUAUGAGAAGGUUGCAAAAAUUGGUCAGGGCACCUUCGGGGAGGUGUUCAAGGCUAGAGAUAAAAACUGUACAAAAAAAUUUGUAGCUAUGAAAAAAGUAUUAAUGGAUAAUGAAAAGGAAGGGUUUCCUAUAACUGCUUUAAGAGAAAUAAGGAUAUUGCAGUUACUAAAGCACGAAAAUGUAGUAAAUUUAAUAGAAAUAUGUAGAACACGAGCAACUCAAUACAAUCGUUAUCGUUCUACAUUCUAUCUUGUAUUUGAUUUUUGUGAGCAUGAUUUGGCAGGUUUACUAUCAAAUGUAAACGUUAAAUUUAGCUUAGGAGAAAUUAAAAAAGUUAUGCAACAGUUGUUAAAUGGACUUUAUUAUAUUCAUAGUAAUAAGAUUUUGCAUAGAGAUAUGAAGGCUGCAAAUGUUUUAAUAACAAAAAAUGGUAUACUAAAAUUAGCUGACUUUGGGUUGGCUCGCGCAUUUAGUGCAAAUAAAAAUGGUCAACCAAAUCGUUAUACGAAUAGAGUUGUUACUCUCUGGUAUCGCCCACCAGAACUUUUGCUUGGUGAUAGAAACUAUGGUCCUCCCGUGGAUUUGUGGGGUGCAGGAUGCAUAAUGGCUGAAAUGUGGACUAGGUCGCCAAUAAUGCAAGGAAAUACAGAACAGCAGCAACUCAUAUUAAUUUCUCAGUUAUGUGGUUCUAUAACGACAGAGGUGUGGCCUGGAGUGGAGAAUUUAGAGCUAUUUAAUAAAAUGGAUUUACCUAAAGGUCAAAAACGAAAGGUCAAAGACAGAUUAAAGCCGUAUUUAAAGGAUCCUUAUGCGUGCGACUUGUUAGAUAAACUAUUAAUUCUUGAUCCGUCUAAAAGAUAUGAUUCGGAUUCUGCAUUGAAUCAUGAUUUUUUCUGGACCGAUCCGAUGCCUUGCGAUCUUAGUAAAAUGUUGGCACAACAUACGCAGAGUAUGUUCGAGUACUUAGCUCCACCAAGACGUCCUGGCCAUAUACGUCAGCCACAUCAUCAAGUACCUGGGGGACCAGCAAAACCUAGCUCUAGUAUGACUGACAGUGGUUACCAAGAUCGUGUAUUCUAGCAUGUUCCGUUUAGAUGAAUGUAUCUUCUGUUCUUUAUUUCUUAGAAUUGUGAAUAAUGUAAUGUUUAACAACAACGGCAACAGUAACGUUAUUACUUUAAGUUAACAUUAAAUGUCUGACUUAUGAAAAUAAGAUGUACGAUUUUUUUAUGGAUAUAUGUAUAUAUAUACGUGUAUAUAUAUAUACAUACAUAUAUAUAUAUAUAUAAAUUUUAUACAAACGGAAGUAGUCUCCUAAUUUAUACCUUACUUCCCCAGAAAUGUCGGUUCCUUAAUUGUUUUAUGUCAAAACAAGAUUUAUUUUAAUAAACAAAUUUCAAUUGUACAAUUGUCUCAAGGUCGAUAGUGUUAAUAAUUAUAAAAGAAAUCUUAAACACGUGCGAGCCUAAAUUUACUAAGCUUAAAGUAAACAAUUUUGAGUAGUACUCAUGCAACGAAAGACAAUUAGCGAGUUCAAUAGUAUUCAGCGAUUGUUCACAUAAUUUCGCGUUCGCGUUAUCGUGGUCAUGAAAAAGCAGCGUUGCGCGUAGCACCGAGAAGAAGAUAUUUAAUAUGUACACGAUCGUAUGCCCGUAAUACUUUGUUAUUCUUAUCCUUAAAACUAUAUCGUUAUUAUGCUAAAAUACACUAUCGUAUUAUCAAUCUGUGAGGUGAUUAAAAUAAAUGACGUGACAGUGGUAUUCAUCACCGGAUAUAAAAAUACAAAUAAAAUUCUGUUAACAGUAACUGGCUUUCUCGUGAAA